Messenger RNA from Chilo suppressalis (striped riceborer), 1788 nucleotides. NCBI's taxonomy places the organism in Eukaryota, Metazoa, Arthropoda, Insecta, Lepidoptera, Crambidae. The record is from the annotation of a GenBank genome assembly.
AAUCAAGACUAAAUAAAUGGACUAAUAAAUUUCAGUUAUACCCUUAAAAGCAAGAUCAAAAUUACUUAUAAUGAAGCCGUCAAGUAUGCUGCUAAAGAUAAAACGCCACCCUGAUGAAUUUAUGAGAGUAUGAUUCUAAUAAAGUUAAACCAUCAUGAUGUACACGCCAAACACUAGCUUCAAGUUGGCAAGUAGUGCCUCUGAACAGAACGUUUACUUCACGUACGUCUGCUUGGUUAAUGAUGUGAUACCAAACAGCAUCUCCAACUGCCAGCCUGGAUCCUAUGGAUAUAUAGAUGGAGACAUCGAAGAGAUCGAUCAAGAAGAAACACCUAUUCAAGUAGAACGGUCUAAAGCAGUUCACGAAUUAGUUGAAAAUAAAGACAAUCAUGCGAAAGACAAUGAUUUUAAUGAAAACGAUCCAAAAACCACAACAACAUCACAGGAUGAUGAAAAUGAACAAUAUGAAACAGAAGAUACCGACGAACUUAAUGGCAAUCCUAACAUUCUCAAAUUGACAAAAAUGAAGUGGUUGAGCGAAGAACAAUGCGUUUCUCCUGAUUCCAGCUCUCCUUCCCUGUCUCCAAAUAUGUCGUCCACGAGCAUUUGCAGCAUAGAAUCUGAAGACCAACUAGACCAGUGUAUCAGCGUGAACGACAAGUACCUAUCCACCAUCCUACGCCUCGAUAGAGAGCACAACAUGUUCGGAUUGUCGAAAAUAGCCAUCGUUGGAUCGCAACCAUCGCGCAAAAUUCGCAAAGAUGACGAUAAGCCUGUGUUCCCUCAAACAGCGAUAGUUCAAAUCUGCUGUGGCAAAGGAUGCUGCAGAAAUAUGAGCAAAACGGACCUGCCGUCUUCUCUCAAGUGUGGUGGCUGCCGCAGCUGUUGCAUUGCUCCAAUCUGCUACGGAGCCUGUUUUCAACCCUGUACUAUCGCUCCUUCAUGCCAAAAAGUGUGCCCAUCACAAUGCAUAGCACCAGAUCGAGAAUGUUGUUGCAAGGCGUGUACUCCAAGGAAAUGUGUCAUAGAUUGCUCUACCUAUUAUGGAAUGAAGGUAGCUGUUCGUCGCAAACCAAAAUACGAGCCUUCACCGGUAGAGCUCACACCUCGCUCCAGCAGCGUCCUGCAAAAGCCGUUCGCAGCCAGGUCUUGUCAUCACAUUCCCCGCUGUGUCCCGCCCUCUGCCGGCUUCCCUUACCUCAUGCCGUGCUUCUGGCCCGCCCGCCCUAGCGCGCCUUGCAGUGUGCCCGCCCGAUGCUUCCACAACCCACCGUGCAUAGCCCCGAGAAAACGUAGACCACCCAAGAUGGCCAAUGACAUCUGUCCUCCUAGAUGCGACGAAACUCAAUCUAAGUGUCAGAACUUCUCAUGUCUCGGGAAAAGUCCAAAAACCAAGGAAGCUUUGGAAAAGAGAUAUGGAGCUACUAAAUAAUGGAGAAUUCAAAGCACCUUAAUUCUGAAAAUGAUCCAAACAAGAAAGUGAACUUGGUUUUCAUCGAUGCAAAUAAGAAGACAAAGAAACACAAGUCAAAUCACAAGAAAAUAGAAUGCGAGUGUGCGCUUCCAAAUUGCGCGAGCUGCUUCGUCGCGAAACCACAAAGUUCAAAAGAGCCAGGAGGUUGAUGCCUAGGGACCCAAUAUUUAGAAAACUUAACGUAUGGCCAAAAGUGAUUCAUGGAAUUCGAAAGAUAUCUGAAUAUUUACCGUAUCUUAUCACACCUACUAUCACACAAAAUUGUAUGGGAAAUGGAAGUAUUUUAAAUAAAUAACAGUGAACAGUUCAGCUUC